Messenger RNA from Cherax quadricarinatus, 2437 nucleotides. It is a transcript of the gene Tbh, whose product is annotated as Tyramine beta hydroxylase. Gene Ontology annotation, biological process: octopamine biosynthetic process; norepinephrine biosynthetic process; dopamine catabolic process. NCBI's taxonomy places the organism in Eukaryota, Metazoa, Arthropoda, Malacostraca, Decapoda, Parastacidae. Gene Ontology annotation, cellular component: secretory granule membrane. Gene Ontology annotation, molecular function: copper ion binding; dopamine beta-monooxygenase activity. The record is from RefSeq and is a predicted model, not a curated record.
AUGGAGACCCGAAGAACGUGGAGCCGUAGUGGAACCUCACGCAUCCUGCUGUUUCUUUUGGCGGCCGCAGUCUGCGCCUCCCCCAUCCACCCUGACUUGUCCCCCAUCUACGACGUGGCUCUUGAUUUCAACGACACCCACCACCUCUUCUGGCGGCUAGACUACCCUAGCGAGGAAGUGAAGUUCGAAGUCCAUUCCAGAGGACGCGCCUCUCAACCUUGGCUGGCGGUCGGGUUUUCGGACCGAGGUCAGCUGACGGGUGCCGACCUCUGUGUCCUGUGGACAGAUUGGCAUGGGCAUGUCCACUUCCAGAACGCCCUGGUGGACGACAAUGAGAGGCUGGUGGUGGCCGACCAUCAAGACUGUAAGGAGUUCCGCUACAAACAACUGGAAGAUGUAAUUAAACUCACCUUCUCCAGGGAGUUUGACACCUGUCAUCCCAAGCACUACGCUAUUCAGGGUGGAACAACGCACGUGGUCUGGUCUUGGGGGUCAGGACCUCUGUACAGGCUGGACGGAGUACUGGCUAAAGGUGACAAGACGGGACUCACACGAGUGCAGCUGCUCAAGGCUGUACCUCCAGAGACUCAUCGUGACCAGGACAAUUCUCAGCUCUUGGAGGUACGGGCCAGGAAAGUUGAAGUUCCAGCAGAGGAGACAACAUAUUGGUGUACGGUGCAGAAGCUUCCAGACAUCUUCCAGGAGAAGCAUCAUGUCUUGGAGUUUGGACCUGUCAUUGAGAAGGGGAACGAGGAUGUCGUUCAUCACAUGGAGGUGUUCCACUGUGAAUACCCAGCAGAUGUAGACGUACCCAGGUACCAGGGACUGUGUCAUGCUGCUGACAGAGCGCCAGAGAUCGACGCUUGCAAGAGAGUGUUGGCUGCUUGGGCCAUGGGUGCUACUGCCUUUAUCUACCCUCCGGAGGCUGGGAUGCCCAUCGGUGGAGCUGACUUCAACCCCUACAUCAUGUUAGAGGUUCACUACAACAACCCACAACUGAUCACUGGUCGUGUUGACAGCUCAGGCAUCGCCUUGCACUACACCAGUGAGCUGAGGCAUCAUGAUGCUGGUAUCAUGGAACUGGGGCUGGAAUAUACCAGCAAGAUGGCUAUUCCACCUGGAAUGACAGCCUUCACCCUCUCCGGUUACUGCGUCCCCGAGUGCACAGCUCUGGGGCUGCCUGAGGACGGUAUCCACAUCUUCGGGUCGCAGCUACACACACACCUGACGGGGCUGAGAGCCUGGACCAAACACCUCAGAGGUGAGGAGGAACUUCCAGAGCUCAACCGUGAUGACCACUACUCCACACACUUCCAGGAGAUACGCAGACUUCCUGAACCAGUCCAUGUACUCCCGGGUGACGCCCUCAUCACCACCUGUGAACACUCAACAGUGACGCGGACCAAUGUGACGGUGGGAGGGUUUGCCAUCAGUGACGAGAUGUGUGUCAACUACAUUCACUACUACCCGAAGGUGGAACUCGAGGUUUGCAAGUCUUCAAUCGACUCUGCAACCCUUAUUAGCUACUUCAACUUUAUGAACAGGUGGGAGUUACAGGACACAUCACCAGAGUUGGGCUGGAGAGAGAACUAUCAAAGCAUCCACUGGACGCCUCUCAGAUCUGGGAUGCUGGCUGACCUCUACAACAACUCUCCCAUCUCCAUGCAGUGUAACAAGUCGUCAGGUGAGAGGUUCCCCGGCUACUGGGAGAAUAUUGCCAUCCCUCACGCCAUUCAUUCUCUCCCGCUGCAUCAAAGAAAAUGUAAUCAGAGAACGACGCUUGUUAGAGAAAACGAUGUUGAAGGACAUACUUUCUUAAAAUGAAUUGCCCGUGUUAACUGUCGCAGUUUAGAAUUGUGUCCUAACCUGAGUGUGUCUUGUCAUGGAAGUUAGUUUAUCGACACACACUGAGGUAUUUUAUUAAUGGGAAUUGACUUCUGGAUACCUGUAAUACCCACACAUCAUGUUUUAAGUAGUUUAUUAUCAAUAUAUUUUAUUUUUAUCGUGGGUGAAAUUGACGGCUACCAUAUCCUGUGGCCUUUUUAAGGGAAACCCCAAGGAAGGAAGCCCUUGUCUUGGGAAGGUUUCCCCUGUUUCAUAUAAUUAGUAUGUGUAUUUAGUGAACACUAUAACUCAAUAUAUUAAGCUUCACUUGUGUAUCAUUGACGCAAAUUUUUAAUGAGGAUAUGAAACAACAGUGCAAUAAGAUCACAGUAAACAGGUGAUUUCAGAAUAUGCAAAACAACCACUCUGAAAGAAUAGAGAAAUUCUAAGCGCUUUCGUGACUACUCACAUUAUCAAGGAACUAUGAAAGUAAAGCAUCCAAGGAAGGUAAAUAAGGGGUCUGGCCAACACCUCACUAUCAGAUCCCACAACGGUUAAACACCUGACGCGCGCCGGCCCAACUGGACAGGUCCUUUGCACAACCCACCAACAA